UCCAGUUUAUAGGGCUAGAAAAAAAAAUUCUGAGGAGAAGAGCAGAAGUGGAGAGACGACAUGAGAGAAGAUCGGCAAGAAUCUUCUCCGGCCAGUAGCUCUAUCUUACAAAACAGGUUAUACAAGUAAGCUGCAGAUCCUGAAGAGAUUAUACUACUCGUAGAAGAUUAGAUAUAGACAGAUAUAACCAAUUCAACUGUCCAUCCAUCCAAUCCAAGCAGCUAGGAGGGAGGGAAAGGGAGGACCAAGACCAACGUUGGUGUGUGCCUAUAUAUACUCACCGCACCUAUCCACCUUGCUUCCCUUCCCUUCCCUCUCCCAAUCCAUUCCUCAAUUUCGAGCUACACCUCCCAAGAACUGCUGAUCGAUCGAGAUAUAUCCAUGGAGCGAGAAGAGGCUUCCACGACUAGGACGGCGGCGCUGAGUAUGCCAAGGCCGGGGAGCAACAGCAGCAGCAGCAGCAAGGUGUCGCCGCUGCCGUCGCGGUUCAGGCGCGUGUGCGUCUUCUGCGGGAGCAGCCCCGGGAAGAAGGCGUCGUACCAGGUGGCCGCCGUGCAGCUCGGGCAGCAGCUGGUGGAGCGCGGGGUCGGCCUGGUGUACGGCGGCGGCAGCGUGGGGCUCAUGGGCCUCGUGUCCCGCGCCGUCCACAAUGGCGGAGGACAAGUCAUCGGGGUGGUGCCCAAGGCGGUGCUCCCGAGCGAGCUGAUCGGCGAGACGCCGGGGGAGCUCAAGGCGGUGUCCGGGAUGCACCAGCGCAAGGCUGAGAUGGCCCGGCGCGCCGACGCCUUCGUGGCGCUCCCCGGCGGGUACGGCACGCUGGAGGAGCUGCUGGAGGUCAUCACCUGGGCGCAGCUCGGCAUCCACGACAAGCCGGUGGGGCUGCUGAACGUGGACGGCUACUACGACUCGCUGCUGGCCUUCAUCGACAAGGCCGUGGACGAAGGGUUCAUCGCCCCAGCGGCGCGGCACAUCAUCGUCGCCGCGCCCACCCCCGGCGAGCUCCUGGCCAGGUUGGAGGACUACGUGCCGGCACACCACGACGCCUCCUCGGCCAAGCUCACCUGGGAGUCGUCCGUGGACACCAACACCAUGGUCUGCUCGCCGGACAUCUCACGCUAGCUGGCUGGCCGGACUUAGUACCCGGCCUCAACCGCCCAAGAUUGACAUCAGAGAUACACCUGAUUAUAUAUUCAUCCAACCAAAACGUACACAUGUACAUACUGAUACCCGAUAUCUUUUGUAGUAGAACCUUUACAUAUCUUGGACUAGUUAAUUAAUCAAUUGACUGUCGUUUCUUAGCAACUA
This is a messenger RNA of Lolium rigidum, 1305 nucleotides long. RefSeq names its product probable cytokinin riboside 5'-monophosphate phosphoribohydrolase LOGL5. Gene Ontology annotation, biological process: cytokinin biosynthetic process. The record is from RefSeq and is a predicted model, not a curated record. Gene Ontology annotation, cellular component: nucleus; cytosol. Bases 382 to 1119 code for a protein of 245 amino acids. Gene Ontology annotation, molecular function: hydrolase activity, hydrolyzing N-glycosyl compounds. NCBI's taxonomy places the organism in Eukaryota, Viridiplantae, Streptophyta, Magnoliopsida, Poales, Poaceae. The transcript has 2 exons.